Molecule: messenger RNA, 951 nt
Organism: Mycotypha africana
Lineage: Eukaryota; Fungi; Mucoromycota; Mucoromycetes; Mucorales; Mycotyphaceae
Exons: 1
Coding region: 221-616 (131 amino acids)
Source: RefSeq, a predicted model, not a curated record
CAAAUGCCCACUUUAUUGUUCACACUGUCUGUCUUUUCCAAGUCUACUACUAAAGAGAGCAGUGGAUACAGAUUCUAGGAAAGAAGGGGAGCUUUUCAGCAGGUUUAAAAGGAGGGUAGAAAGACCACCCUAUAAGUAUAAAGAUGUAUCGUUUUCGUAACAAUACUAUUUUGUAUGUAUGUUUGUAGCUAUAUUUGAUGAUGACAAUAAAGGCCUGUGAAUGACGCGUCAUCAUUCAAUAGCUGACGUUUGUUUUCGAUACACCAGAAUGGUUCAGCAUCAAGAAAGCUUUUUCAUCACUCAACAAAAACACAAGGACAGGCCACUUGAUAAACACUCCAUAUCAUUCACGCUUGCAUGGUUCUGUAUCAUGUUUGUGCUUCGGGUAUGCGUAACACAAUCGCACGCAGGUUGCAUUUGUUAUUUCAAAGACGCCAUACGGUUUCCGCUAAAGGAACACUUUGACGUCAUGUCCUUUAUACUGCUCUUCUUUUUUUUUUGUCUGCCUGUCCAUCCAUCAAGAUAUAAGCUUUCGACUACCCUCCUCCUCCUCCCCCCCCCCUUGUUUCAAGUCACCCCUUUCACUCCCCUUAGCGUACCUAGGCUGAAGGCGUAGAUAGACACGCUUGAAAAAAGAUUGCUUUUCCUUCCAACCCCAUUGAAGUUACAACACAUUCAAAGGGAGCACACUCUCUUGCUUGUCUUGUCCUAUAGCAGUGUAAGAUGUACAAGACAAUGUAGUAAGCGAUAACAUGUUUUUCCAGUAGUCGAGUAUCCGUGAGGUAGGUUUGAGAUAAACGAUGCGCACACGUCAUUUUCCAUGCAAAACACGCGCAUUUACAAAUGUAUUCACGCAGGCAGCACACAAAAAGGAUGCAUUGUUCACACCUUACAAUAAAGAUGAAUGGCCGGUGAAUAAAAAGAAAUAGAAAUGAAAAAAAAGAAAAAAAA